Messenger RNA from Tilletiaria anomala UBC 951, 1812 nucleotides. RefSeq names its product thiolase. The coding region runs from base 93 to 1343 and encodes 416 amino acids. Gene Ontology annotation, molecular function: acetyl-CoA C-acyltransferase activity. Gene Ontology annotation, biological process: phenylacetate catabolic process; fatty acid beta-oxidation. The transcript is spliced from 3 exons. Gene Ontology annotation, cellular component: peroxisome. Lineage: Eukaryota; Fungi; Basidiomycota; Exobasidiomycetes; Georgefischeriales; Tilletiariaceae. The record is from RefSeq and is a predicted model, not a curated record.
GCGGAUAAUUCUUGGUUUGCCGAGACGCACAGUAACUACAACGGCACGGACAAGCCCCCAGGUCCCAGGCGCUGCACGACUGGCCGUCCGUCAUGUCAUUCCGAGCAAGCCCUGUCAGCCGCCAGGCAUUGGCUAACAUCCUCAAGAAGCGUCCAGACGAUAUUGUCUUCACCACCGGCCUGCGCACGCCCAUCGCACGCGUGAAGAAGGGCCUCAAGGAUGCUUACCCGGAAGAGCUGUUAGCGCAUGUUCUUCAGAAGACCCGCGAGCGACUGGAGAAGCGAGGCGUAGAUGUCAAGAAUGCCGUCCAGGACAUCUGCACGGGUACAGUGCUGAUGGAGCUCGGAGGCGCCAAAAGCGGCAGGAUGGCAGCGCUACAUGCUGGCAUGCCCAUCGAAUCGGCGUAUCGCUCUGUCAACCGUCAGUGCGCGAGCUCGCUGCAAUCGAUUACCGACAUUGCACAUUCCAUCAAGAGCGGAGAAAUUCAAUGCGGUGUUGCAGCGGGUGUAGAGAGCAUGACCCGCAAUUAUGGCUCGCGCGCCAUCCCUGUCGACCUCAGUCCGACGCUCAAACAAUCGGCUUCACAAGACGCACGCGACUGUAUCAUGCCAAUGGGAGAGACGAGCGAGCGUGUUGCAGAGCAUUGGAAUAUCGGCAGGCAACGGCAAGAUCAGUUCGCUGCUCUGUCGCACCAGCGCGCCAGUAAAGCUCAGAAGGCCGGACUCUUUGCACCAGAGAUCGAGCCUAUACUCGUGCGCUGGGUCGAGCCUGAGAGCGGCACGGAGACGGUCAAAACCAUCGCAGAGGACGAGGGAAUUAGGCAUGACAGCUCGGCGGAAAAGCUGGGGACACUCAAGCCCGUGUUCAGGGAAAACGGAGCCAGCACGGCAGGGAACAGCUCACAAGUCAGCGAUGGCGCGGUUGCGCUUACCAUGGCCAGAAGGGAUUUCGCAGAGCAGGCAGGCAUGGAGAUCCUCGGCAAAUGGGUCGGCACAGCUGUCAAGGGAGUCAAACCACAUGUCAUGGGUAUUGGCCCAGCUGUAGCAUCGCCCAUCUUGCUGGCGCGCUUUGGACUGACUGUCAAUGACAUCGAUCUUUGGGAGCUCAACGAAGCAUUCGCUUCUCAAGCCUUGAUGACUAUCGACACGCUCAAGCUAGACGCGGAGCGUGUGAACCCGAAAGGCGGUGCCAUCGCGCUAGGGCAUCCGCUUGGUGCAUCGGGCGGGCGCUUAGUACUAAGCCUGCUCACCGAGCUCAGGCGGACAGGCAAGGACAUUGGCGUUGCUACCAUGUGCUGCGGAACGGGGUACGGCAAGGCAAGUCUCAUUGUCGCUGAGCAGUAAAAGCGGUGUCAUGGGAAAGUGUCAUGGGAGCAAUUGUGUCCUUGGGAGGGGCAAAAGAUCUUGGGAAAUCAUAGAUUUGGGUAUAAAGAUGGCCCCUGCUCUUUUGAGAAAGUUACGGUAUUUGACUACGUUAAGCACUUGAUACUUUGUGAACUUGACGGUGGUGCAGUAAGCCACCACUUCGGUAAAGCCUCCCACAUUCGAGGCGUCGAAUCGUCAUGCGACGAUCUGCAUCGGGUUUGGGUCAGUUACGAGAAGAGUCAGCUGGCUUUGCGCCAGGUAGACGUCUCCAACACACAUCAGCAUUGCGCUUUUUGGCUAUGCCGAUCCUGCGAUCGACUAACCUGCGCCUGCACUCCUAGAGGUUCCGAAUGAGGAACUUGAACUCUCCGCCUACAAGGCUGCGCGGGCCUGUGCUGAUGUUGAUAACGACAUUGCGGGUUAAUACCGAAAUGCCAAAGACGUGUCC